CCGGGUGUGACGUCAGUACCAGGCCGGGAUACAGUGCGGUUUAAGUAAUGGGCUCGCCAUACGUUAGUUGGCGCUGGUGGCCAUUGAAACAAAUGGUUGCCCAUUAAAACAAAUGGAUGCCCAGAAGAUUAGCGGUUCAAACACCUGGGUUAUUAAGUGCCAGAGAUUUGCGCGGCGUCUCCUGUUGCCAUGGUGACAGGAUUUUAUAAUAGAGUUUCCGGUCUAUAGUACGAAAUGCGGCUUAAUAAGUGAACCAGUUCCAAUAUCGAUGGGGCCACGCUGACCUGUGUGGGGGUGUUGGCUGUUGUGACUAACACAAAUGAACCUAUAGGAGCGUGUUCUUGUCCUUGACAUGUUCGUGUUUGUAUUAAACGAGCGAGUUCGCUCCUUCAUUAUCUUCUACAUAACCAGUCUACUCAUCCCAUAGCAACCAGAUGGCGAGUGCGGGCCGGGCAGCUCCCCCAGACCUCAAGGGGUUUCAUGCAAAGGAGGUUUCUGAGCGACAUAGGCUGAGAGACGUGUUAUGUACCCGGCUCAGCAGUGAUUUGCUCAGACUGUAUAAUGAAGAACUACACUCAGAUGUUGCUUUCUGUGUUGGACAAAGGAUAUUUAAAGCUCACAAGGCCAUCCUUCUUGCAAGAGUUCCAAAGUUUUACAGCUUCAUUAUUGGGCAAUUUAAGGAUGAAACGCAUUCUGUGGCAAGCAUUGAACCAUCUGAAAUGAAUGUAUUCUUACAGUAAAACUGUGUACUCUUCUCACUGGAAUGUUAACGAAAGAGAGGAACACAUCCUUAAUCUGAUAAAUGGGGAUCAAACAGUGUCCAAUCCAAAUCAAAAUGAUGAUGCAUGGAAUACAGUUCAAAGCGACACACACUCUGCAGGAAAAUUUACUGAAGACUCUUUAGACCUUGAAGACCAGCGUGAUCUUGAACCAGCAUCUGAACUUGGAAAGGAUUUGCUGAAACUUUUCCAAGGUUCUUUUUGUCCUGAUGUAACAAUUCAAAUAGAUCAUAGAUGUUUCCGUGUGCACAGGGCUAUACUGUGUGCCAGAUCAAGUUACUUCAAUGCUAUGAUGAGCGGACAUUGGGCUGAGAGUUCCAGAGAGCUCAUACAUAUUCAUGGAAUCAACCAAAUGGAUAUGAUAAUCAUAAUGCAUUUCCUAUAUGGAGGAAUAACAGAUCUACCAAAAAAUGCUGAUCCUGGCCACAUACUCUGUAUUGCCGAUAUGUAUGGAUUAGAGGGGCUGAAGGCAGUUGCCAUUUAUGUUUUGAGAAGAGACUACUGCAAAUUUUUCCUCAAGCCUGUUGUUGGAAUGCAGCAGUCCGUACUAGAAUGUCUGUCCAUUGCUCAUUCUUUGGGAGAGGAACAAUUGUAUAUUGCCUGUAUGAGAUGGGUUGAAAAAUAUUUCGUUAAAUGCUGGUCUGAAAGGAGCUUUGCCAGUUUACAAACUGAGCUACAGAAAAAUUGCUUUGUAUAUUUGGUUCAGUCACUAUCUUACAGAAAUGCUGCAUUAAUUCUGAUGGAAAGUGAAAAACUUCUCAGCUUACUUCCCAGUGUAAGAUGGGCUGAAAGGGCCACAAAUCUGGCAUCAGAACUUAAGGAAGCAUGUGUCCAGUACAUAGUGGCACAUUUUCCACAGAUUAUAAAGACUGAAAACUUCUUUGGUUUGUUACAGGCUCAAGGGAUGAGUAACAGACCAUAUCUUUUAGAACAAAUCUUUAAUGGAAUUGAGAAAAAUAUGUCAUUUCAGAAUUGCUGUUCUCUGUUUUUGGCUUUGGAUGAGUUAUUGGAUUUGGCAUCAAACAAUGAAAUGGGUUUUACGUGUAAGAUACAGGCUCUGCGUGAUAAGCUGUGGACCUUCCUGGUUCAGUCUUUUUAUGCUGUACGGCACUCCGAAGGGUGGAAAUUGAUGAGGCCAGAACAUCAAGAGAAAAUAGAAUCAGCUGCCUUAGAUAAAGGUGAUGAUCGAAGACUUGCAAAGAAACCAAUAUUCACUAGUUCACAGCAAAGCAGACCUAGGCUAACAGAAAUUAAAAAAAGUUCUCAGUCAGCAGUAAACAGAACCUCUUCAAAAAGUGAUUUGCCUGUUAAGAAGAUGAAAUCUGAGUCACUUGGUGCUUCUGGGAACACUUCUACUGCAUCUAGAAAUUCAUCUGGAAAGGCUAAAGAUGAUGACUUAAAAAGCAAAGAUGGCAAGAAAAUGUUAACAAAAGGGAUAAGAGACCAAAAGCCACUAGAAAAAAACAUUACAACCAAACCAAAAACUAUUCUGAAAACAAAGGCAGAAAGUAAUGGCACUGCAAAAACUGAAACAUGUGCUGCUAAAGGGGACUCAACAGCCACUUCAAAAUCAUUAUCAUCUGGUAGAUUAGGAGCAAGACCAAAGGCUUCCAAUGAUAGCAAUUCACAUUCAAAGCCAAGGGCUCCUAAGUCCACAGGUAAAAACACUGCUUGUCCAGUAAAAGUUAAUAUUAAGCCUGCAAACUCCACUGUAGAAUCCGCAAAUCCAAUUGGAUCUUCUGAAGAACAGAUAUGUCAGACUGCUUCAGAUGAACAGAAUUCCACUAAUUCUUCACCACAAAGUUGUAAAAUAUUAACAAACUGUUUGGAUAGUCCUAAAGAUCGAGGACAAGCAGUUAAAUCAAAAUCUCCAGCAAAAAUGUCUAAUGGGUCUUCCAUCAAAAGGAAGGUUAAUGAAGCUGAAUGCCAAGGAGAAACGAACAGCAUUUCAACAAAGAAAAAUGUUACUAGUUCUAAGGAAACAGUUACUGAGAAGAAAAAUGCAACUAAAAGUACAAUAAAUACUGCUCAGCAAAGGCCAAAGAGCGCCCCUGCAGCCAUGUUUAAAAAGCCAGGAACAUGUUUGCAGGGCAAUGGGGCAAGUCCACAACGAUCUGCUGCUUCCAAACAAACUGAAACCAAGUCAGAUGUAAAGACCAUGAAUAAAAAAAUUUCAAAAAAUGCACCUUCAUCAAGUAAAAUGAAUGCUAAGCAAAAAGUCUCAAUACCUAAGAAUACAUUAAGUGAGAAUAUUUGUUCUAAUGCAAACCACAAAGAAUCCAAACAGAAAACAGUGACAGGGUCCAACUCAUCUAAAGUUAAAGCUGCAAACUUAAAUACCAGAAGGGAAUGUAAAGACUCACCAUGUGCAUUAAAAAACAGCUGUGACCAACAAACGCUGCAGCAGAACGAAGAGACUAAUAAACUAGAUGAUUGUAAGCCUCCUCCAUUAUGUUUAGCAAAUGAAUGCAAGCAAAUUACUUGCCAUUCUCCAGAACAGCCAUCUGGCCAUUCUGAAGAAAUUAGUAGAAAAGUUCUAACAUUAUCUAUGAAUGAGUGUUGUCAAGAUAAUUCAGCAGACAAACAACAUUCUGUGGUACAAAAUUGUAUGUCUGAUCUGUGCUACAGUCAACAAAAUAUUGCAGAGGCAGCUAUACAUGGUGUUGCAGAAGAAAUUGUGGCUGUGGAUGUUGAGAACAAAGCAUCAACAGAAGCAAGCUUGGCUUUAAAUAUCCUAGGUUGUGAUACUUCAGAAAGUAAACUUAUUUGUGAUUCAGAAAACUCUAAUAAAUGUGUUGACAGUUCAAGUGAAAGUGAAUUAUGCUCUGUAAAGGAGGUAGAUACAAAUUAUUCAAAGGCAAAUUGUAGAAUAGGUGACACUGAUACCCCCUUUACUGGUGCCCAAACAACUAAUAGCAGUUCCAGCCAGGGAUCAGCAAUUAAUGGUGGUGAGCACUAUAUGCCUGUAUCCUCUUUUGAAAUUAGAAUUGGUGCAGCAAUUGAAAGCCAUGAAAGCACUCAAAACCAGCUUUCAUUGCACUGGAAUAAGCAUUUAAAUACAUUACACGAUAGAGAGAGUCCAGAAUCCGAGAGUGGAAGUGCUAGCACAUCAUCAGAUGACAUCAAGCCAAGGUCAGAAGAUUAUGAUGCGGGUGGUUCUCAGGAUGACGAUGGUUCAAAUGAAAGAGGAAUUUCAAAGUGCAGCACAAUGCGUUGCCAUGAUUUUCUUGGAAGAAGUAGCAGUGACACUAGUACCCCUGAAGAAUUAAAAGGAUAUGAUGGCAGCCUCAGAAUUGAUGUAAAAAUGAAAAAGGAGCAUUCUGCAGAUUUGUUUCGAGUGAACUCUACGAGUGAUGAUGAAGCACCACAGAAACGGGCAGAAAUAUGGGGUCAGAGAGAUAUAGCUAGAAAUAACAUGAAUCAGAAAGCUGUUAACUGCAAUGCACCAUUCACUCAUGAAAUAGAACAUCUUUCUUCAUCAGCUGAUGAAACGGAGGAUGAACGUUCAGAAACAGAAAACGCUGCAGAAAAAGCACUGGCAGAUGCAACACUGCAGCCUUUUCAAGGAAUUAUCAAUUUAGCUUUUGAUGAUUUGAAUGAAAUGGAAAGUGUAAAUAAUCAGGCUGCUGGCAACAAAAACUUUACAAGAUCAGUUUUGCUUUCUGUUGAUGAAUGUGAAGAGCUAGGAUCCGAUGAAGGAGACCUUAAUACAAUACCGAAGAGAGAUACAGUAACCCCAUCAGAUGUUUUUGAGAAGAGCUCUAAUGAACAAUCAGGAGCACAAAAUGUCAGAUUUUUACACAGUCAGGUCUGCACACCCGAGUGUGCUUCAUCUGAAAAACAACCUGCUCAGGAAGAGGGCAAAGACUGUGUAGAAUCAGAAAUUUGUAAGGGUAACUACACACAUGCAGAAAGUGAUUUGAAGUCUCAAAUAAGGCCCUGUCAUUUGGACCUUUACACAACAGAAACACUAUCUGAUUCCCAAAAGUUUUUCUGUACUGGGAAUUCUUGUAAGAGUCAGAUUCUUGACCAUCAAGAGAGAGACAUCCAUGAAUCACCAUCUGAAAAGUGCAGUUCUGCAGGACACAUAGAUGAUUUUGACUCAUUGGCACAAUUCUGCAUGUAUGAACGUCGUCCUUCAAAAUCACUUUCUCCUAUAUAUGAGGUGGAUCCUGGCCAAGGAAUUGAACAGGAUAAGAAUACAGAAGCAAAAAUUGUGGAUUUUAACUUUGAAGAUCAACAUUUUGUUGAAAGGGACUGGAUUCUUCUAAGACAGCUUUUAGCUGAUCAUGGCUCAGAUGUCGACAUUAUAAACUCUGUCCCUGAAGACCUCAGUUUAGCACAGUACUUAAUAAAUCAGACAUUGCUUUUGUCUAGAGAGCAAUCAAAAUCUCAGGUUGAGACUUCAAGUAGGUGGGGUGAUAUAGCAUCUCCAUAUGAUGACUCCACGAGUAUCACAGUGACAAGUUUUUCUCCCGAUGACUGUUCUUCUCCACAUGGGGAAUGGACCAUUCUUGAAUUAGAGACGCAUCACUAAAAGUAAAAUAGUGGGUUUUAUUUUUAAAAAUCUCUUAAGUUUUUACUUUAAAGGAUUGGUGUAGUCAUGUAAUGUUUGAUUUAUAAAUUAAUUGCAAAAUCAAAAAUCAAAUGGGCAAUAGAAAUAGAAUAUACUUUAUUUUUGUCCACUCAAUGUCCAGUGACAUUGAAACUGGACUGGAACAACUGGAGCAACGUAACAAAAUGAGGGUUAACAGGGAGGAUGCACUUCAAAGGAUGCAUCGAAAUGAAGGUGAGACUGCAUGUCUCAUGGUCACUUAAGCUAAGAAUGCCUGCACAACAGUUUCUGGUCCUUGUGUUGCCAGGGCUAAUGCAUUCUGCGAUAAAUGUGCCAUCUACUUAAUGUGCUCCUCAAAAAAUGACUUAUAUGGAGUGAAAUUUGCCUUGUACUUAAGUUGUAUAUGUCCACUUUAAAACCAGCCAGUAACAGCAGGACUGACAGACAAUAACACCAGUAUCCUUUCUAAUUAGGAAGGAUAUUUGCCAUAUAUUGCAUUGUAAGAUGCAGUAUUAGCUGUUAUCUUGUAGUGCUUUAUUAAAAAUAUUCAGGAUUCUCAUUCCAAGCAUCCAAUUUGUUUUUUUCCCACAAUUGUGAAAUAUACUUCUGUAAAUAUAAUUUAUAAAUGAUUGUGAAUGUCCUUUAUGCCUUAGGCUUGCACCAUUUUUAAAAAUGAAAAAUGUUAGCCAAAAGGUUUGCUAUUAAUUUAUAUAAAGAAGACUUAUCCUCCACAUUUCACACAAUGGAAUUAAAAUGGGCAAAUGAUUUUUGGCAGUGGAACUGAAAUAGUAUAGCCUCUUGCCUACCACAGAGACACUUUUGUUAAAAAUCUGAAGACCAAAACAAGAAAAAGGGAAACAGUACAGAAAGGCCUCAGGAAGUGCAGGAAGUGGAAAGAAUGAAAUAAAUUGUUUAAAAAAAAUAACACCAUUUUAUCCAGAAUCCUAUGAUAAUGUAAAUUUAGGCACAACCUACUUAACAGAAAGGGGUUUAACAUGUGGGAAAACCCCUGUGAGAAGCGCAGGGGGCCAGAUUCAGUAGAGGAUGACCCCAAGACAGCUGCAAAAGUCAUUACAAAAUACACAGUACUGUAAAACCCCAGCUGGAGGUGGAACAAACUUGCCACAAAUCAUUGAGUGGCUUUAAACAAAUUGCACUGAAAAUAUUCUGAAAAAAUGGCUAUAGAGCAAUGACCAUGCCCCACUUUUUAAAAAUAGCUUUUUCACCAGCAUUGGGUAUAUUUGCUUUCUCUGAAAUUGUUGGGGGACUUCAGCAACUGAGGCCAAACUGGUCAAGUAGGUUAUGGACACAAUUUUACCAUGGGGUCUUAAAGGGCUGGAAAUGAUAUUAUGCAUUAAGUAAUUUUUACUUCUAAAUUUAUAUUGCAUUCAUUGCUUGAGCAAGAUAUGGGCAUGUGAUUUUUUUUCUUUCUUCAAUUUUUUUUAACAAAUAAAAUAGUUUUCACUGA
This is a messenger RNA of Xenopus tropicalis (tropical clawed frog), 6802 nucleotides long. It is a transcript of the gene btbd8, whose product is annotated as BTB domain containing 8. Bases 724 to 5316 code for a protein of 1530 amino acids. The transcript has 18 exons. The record is from RefSeq and is a predicted model, not a curated record. NCBI's taxonomy places the organism in Eukaryota, Metazoa, Chordata, Amphibia, Anura, Pipidae.